UUUCCUGGAUGAAGUUUGUGUUUGAAUGUUUUGGUCGCAUUCAUUCAUCCGUCCAGCCAUCCUCCACUCAGAACCUGAAGCACAGAGAAGAUUGAACGUGAAGGUCGCGGUCGGGUCGGGUCGGGUCAGGAUGGAGCUGAAGGUCUGGGUGGACGGGGUCGUCAGGGUCGUCUGCGGCCUUUCUCUCAACACUUCCUGUCAGGAAGUCGUCAUCUCUCUCGCUCAGGCCAUCGGCCAGACGGGUCGGUAUGUUCUGAUCAGGAAGCUUCGGGGCUUGGAGCGCCCUCUGGUUGCUGACGACUGCCCCAUGCAGCUGCUGGCUCAGAUGGGUCAGCUGGCUGCAGAGGUCCAGUUCGUCCUGCGGAAAACGGGCCCCAGCCUCAGCGAAGGGCCACACAGACCCAGCAAGGAGAGCCAUCGCCCCCUGCUGGUGCCCUCAGAACCAGAACCUCAGCAUAAGGGCCCUCAGAAAGCCCUCUCCUUCAGUCUGGGCCCCUCAACGUUUCCCAGGAGGAACAGACCCAGCAGGAACUGGUCUCCCAGUCUGGAGGAAUCAGCAGAAGAAAAUCAUCCGUCUGAUCCUGAGAAGGAGGAGAUGCUGAGGCAGAUCCUGCAGCAGCAGACGAUGCUGCAGGACCUGGAGGCUCAGAUCAAAGCUCUGGAGAAAGACACCGAGUUAUUCGAGCAGAAGGUCACAAAUUCUGUAGUUCCUGAUCCGAUUCCGGACCUGACAGACGACCUGCAGGAGCUGGAGUACCGGCGGAAACAGUACGAGGUGGAGCUGAUGUACGGAGAAGACUGGGAGGAGGAGCUGAAGGUGGAGCUGGAGCGAGAGCAAGACAUGCAGAGACGACUGGAGCAGAUUCACUCGUCUAUAGACGACCAGAGUUAUGAGAUCAAGGUGCUCCAUAGCCGCUCCGACCACCUGGAGCAGGACCUACAGGACCGAGCCCAGACUAGCGCCCCGAGCGCCGAGGAGGAGGGGACCCGGCUGACGGACGAGGCCCUCAGGUCGCUGACCCAGGAGCUCCACAAGCGGCUGCAGCUGGGCGAAGAUCUGGACGCGGCGCUGGCAGAGACGCAGUGGCUGCUGCAGACGGCAGAAGAAACGGUAAAGGACAGACUGGAGCAGAUCGAUGGGCUGAACAAGGAGCUGAGGCAGUGUGACCUGCAGCAGUUCAUCCAGCAGGCCGGUGGGAACCCGUACGCCGACCAGGGGGCCCCGCUGCUGGUCAGCGAAGUUCAGCUGAGCAAGACUCGCGUCAGGAAGUAGCGGCGGCCGGAGCAUCAGUAGGAACCAGAAGGAGAAACCUUGAAGUCCCGUUAAAUGUGUGUGAGUGUGUGAAUGUUGUGUUUGUUGGAAUAACACACAUCUCUUUGUACAGUUAUUUAGCCUGGAAUGUCACUUUUUAUAUGUAAAAAUAAAGUUUUUUAUUCCAUCUCUGAAA
Molecule: messenger RNA, 1448 nt
Organism: Xiphophorus couchianus (Monterrey platyfish)
Lineage: Eukaryota; Metazoa; Chordata; Actinopteri; Cyprinodontiformes; Poeciliidae
Product: ras association domain-containing protein 7-like
Exons: 6
Coding region: 26-1273 (415 amino acids)
Biological process (GO): signal transduction
Source: RefSeq, a predicted model, not a curated record